AUGGCAUACCACGGAGGCCGGGGAGACGGCUACGAGGGCCACCCGAUGCAGGAUCUCCCAGCACAUCACGGCCAGCACGACGAUGAAUCGCAGGCCGCACUCCUUAACCAGAACCAGGCAUACGACCAAGAUCGCCUGGGCGCCCACACUCCCCCCGUCCGCCCUGUCUCGGCAUACAGCCUGACAGAGUCGUACGCUCCGAAUGCGCAAACAACACGCAUCGGCGUCACCCCUCCUCCCCCCGGCGGCGGCACAGAAUAUGGCGGUGGACCGGGCUACCCCCAGUCGCAGUUCUCGGCCGACCCGGCCUACAGGAUGUCCUCGGUAGAUACAGACGAGAGCUGGGUUGCCCGUCAGCAACCCAACGCCGCGCCCACCGGCGGUCUCAAGCGCUACGCGACCAGAAAGGUCAAGCUCGUUCAGGGUUCCGUCCUGAGCAUCGACUAUCCCGUUCCCAGUGCCAUCCGGAAUGCCGUCCAACCUCGCUACCGCGACGAAGAGGGUAACAACGAAGAGUUCUUGAAGAUGCGUUACACGGCCGCCACCUGCGACCCCAACGAUUUCACUCUCAAGAACGGUUACGAUUUGCGUCCCCGCAUGUACAACCGGCAUACCGAGCUUCUCAUCGCCAUCACCUACUACAACGAAGACAAGGUCCUGUUGUCGAGAACGCUGCACGGUGUCAUGCAGAACAUCAGGGACAUUGUGAACCUGAAGAAAUCGUCUUUCUGGAACCGUGGCGGCCCUGCCUGGCAGAAGAUCGUUGUGUGCUUGGUCUUCGACGGUAUUGAGAAGGUGGACAAGAACGUGCUGGACGUGCUAGCCACGAUCGGUGUCUACCAGGACGGUGUGGUCAAGAAGGAUGUCGACGGAAACGAGACGGUCGCUCAUAUUUUCGAGUACACGACCCAGCUCUCCGUCACGCCGAAUCAACAGCUCAUCCGUCCCUCGGACGACGGCCCGAACACGUUGCCCCCCGUGCAGUUCAUUUUCUGCCUCAAGCAGGCAAACAGCAAGAAGAUCAACUCGCAUCGCUGGCUGUUCAACGCUUUUGGCCGCAUCCUGAACCCCGAGGUCUGCAUCCUGCUCGAUGCCGGUACCAAGCCGAGCCCCAAGUCGCUGCUCGCCCUCUGGGAGGGUUUCUACAACGACAAGGAUCUCGGUGGUGCUUGUGGUGAGAUUCACGCCAUGUUGGGCAAGGGGGGCAAGAAACUCAUCAACCCGUUGGUGGCCGUGCAGAACUUCGAGUACAAGAUCUCCAACAUUCUGGACAAGCCUCUGGAGAGUGCUUUCGGUUACGUCAGUGUGUUGCCCGGUGCUUUCUCGGCCUACCGUUUCCGAGCCAUUAUGGGCCGCCCGCUCGAGCAAUAUUUCCACGGUGAUCACACCCUGUCCAAGAUUCUGGGUAAGAAGGGUAUCGAGGGCAUGAACAUUUUCAAGAAGAACAUGUUCUUGGCCGAAGAUCGUAUUCUCUGCUUCGAACUGGUCGCCAAGGCGGGCCAGAAGUGGCAUCUGAGCUACAUCAAGGCCGCCAAGGGCGAGACAGACGUGCCCGAAGGCGCUCCCGAGUUCAUCAGCCAGCGUCGUCGUUGGCUGAACGGUUCCUUCGCCGCCAGCUUGUAUUCCCUCAUGCAUUUCGGGCGCAUGUACAAGAGCGGUCACAACAUCCUGCGCAUGUUCUUCCUGCACAUCCAGCUCAUCUACAACAUUCUCAACGUCAUCUUCACCUGGUUCUCGCUCUCUUCGUACUGGCUCACAACCACCGUCAUCAUGGACCUCGUCGGCACCCCGGUUCCCGCUUCGAAUAGUACCUCGGAGCACCACGCCUGGCCCUUUGGCGAUUCGGCAACCCCCUUCAUCAACGCGGUUCUUCAGUACAUCUACCUGGCAUUCGUUAUCUUGCAGUUUAUCCUCGCCUUGGGUAACCGGCCGAAGGGUUCCAAGUGGACAUACAUCACCUCGUACAUCGUUUUCGCCAUCAUCCAGGCCUACAUUAUCGUCCUCUCGGUGUACCUCGUGGCCCAAGCCUUCGCGACCCCGCUGAGCGAGCAGAUCCAGCUGGACAGCGCCUCGAACGCGCUCGAAUCGCUGUUUGGUGGCUCGAGCGCGGCCGGUGUCAUCUUGCUCGCGCUCAUCACCAUCUACGGUCUCUACUUCCUGGCCUCGUUCAUGUACCUCGACCCGUGGCACAUGUUCCACUCGUUCCCGUACUACAUGUUGCUCAUGUCGACUUAUAUCAACGUCCUCAUGGUAUACGCGUUCAACAACUGGCAUGAUGUCUCGUGGGGUACCAAGGGGUCCGACAAGAACGAUGCGCUACCGUCAGCCCAGGUUACCAAGGGCGAGAAGGACGAGGUGGUCGUGGAGGAAAUCGAGAAGCCGCAGGAAGAUAUCGAUCAGAUGUUUGAGCAGACGGUCCGCCGCGCCCUCGCGCCUUUCAAGGAGGACGAGAAGCCCGAGCCCAAGGAUCUCGAGGACUCGUACAAGUCCUUCAGAACCAUGCUCGUCGUCUCGUGGCUGUUCUCGAACUGCUUGCUCGCGGUCGUCAUCACCAGCGACAACUUCAACUCGUUCGGCAUUGGCCAAACCGCCACUGCGCGUACCGCUUGGUUCUUCAAGUUCCUGUUGUUCGCCACCGCCGGCCUCUCUCUCGUCCGCUUCAUCGGCUUCCUGUGGUUCCUUGGCAGGACCGGUAUCAUGUGCUGCUUCGCCCGCCGUUAA
This is a messenger RNA of Chaetomium globosum CBS 148.51, 2721 nucleotides long. RefSeq names its product chitin synthase 1. Gene Ontology annotation, cellular component: cell septum; cell periphery. The coding region runs from base 1 to 2721 and encodes 906 amino acids. Gene Ontology annotation, molecular function: chitin synthase activity. Lineage: Eukaryota; Fungi; Ascomycota; Sordariomycetes; Sordariales; Chaetomiaceae. The record is from RefSeq and is a predicted model, not a curated record. The transcript is spliced from 4 exons.